ACACCUCAUAAAAAAGUGAAUAAAAUAAAUAAACGGCGGUUUUUGUUGUGUCGCGGGAAAGCAACUAAUAAUUCCUAAAUAAAGGAACAACAAAAUAGAUAAACAAUGAAUGUAUCUGGUUUUGCAUCGAGUUCAUUUUCGGAAAAAAGUGUAAAUGAGCCGGCGAAAAUAGUUGUUUUGCCGGACAAAUGCUUCGAAAAACGUGUAGGAUGCGUAUUCAGGCGUGGAAAUCAAUUUACUGUAUACCCAAGAAGCCAAACCACAACCAAGGCCGCAUCCGAAACCUGUGAUAAUGUGAUACUGAACGUCCGCCAGGAGAUCAUGCUGUUCUCCCCCAUCCUGCGCAAGCUGGUCAACGAGUCCAACGGCACCUACCUGUCCCUACAGAAAGCUGCGGAAGCGGCCAGGAACAGCGACAACCACGUCGAGCUCCUGAAGCUGUCCCGCCAGUACCGCAGCAUCGUCCGCGUCUGCAUCGAGAGCCUGCAGGAGGCUGCCGAGCUCGCGUCCGACGCCACCCAGAAGAACAAUCUCCUCUCCUACAUCACCAUAUUCUACUCCAUCGAGUGCAUUUGGCAUUUGUGCGAGAUAUUGUUCAUAGACAACAUUCCCGGCGAUGUGGUGUUGCCAUAUUUACUAGAAUGGGUUCGCUUCCACUUUCCGUGCCACGAACAGACGGCCGCCCAGCUGCUGGAGGCGUGCGAGAGAGGCUCUGAGUCUCACGCCGAGUACUGGGACACGGUGACAGGCAUGAUAGUCCAAGGGAGAGUAGAUGUCGCAAGGGCUCUGUUGAAACUGCACUCGGCAGUGGAUAGCAAUGAGUUUAAACUGAUGGAUAAUUCAUUGAGGAGCAUGCCAGUUUACAGCGUGUAUGGCGGGAUAUCGACAGGAGAGUUCACAAUCAGCUGGAAGCACUGGCAGGCAGAGUGCCGCUCCAAACUCGCCAGCCGCGCGCUCGCCGCGCACCCGCACCUCGAGCUCAUACUCAGACUAAUAAUCGGUGACUACUCUGCCUUCGAGUCCAUCCGGGACAAGUACGACUCGUGGUUCGAUCUGCUGGGCGGCUGGGUCCUCUUCACGGCGCCGUGGGCCAAGCGCCACGAGCUCGCCAGCGCCGCCGCCGCCUGCGCCGGCAUGCGACACCGCAGCCCCCGGCAUACCGCGCUCGAUGAUAUGGUUAGAGCGCUGACUGAGGGGGAUUUGCAUCAGGUGAUCCACGACAUCCAGCAGAUGUCUGACAGCGGCUGGCUCGCGGCGCACCUCACCGACAUGCUGUUCCACUGCGGCAAGCUCAACAUACUGGACAGCCAUCAGAACAAUGUAACCCACGUCCUCCGUGAAAGCUUAAUCCUGGAGUAUGGCUCCCUGCUUAUGGAGCACAAGUCUCUGUGGACAGUGGGGCUCUCCUACCUGGCCAGCUGUCCCCCCGAGGGCCUGCAGCGGGCCGAGCUGCUGCUGGAGAGGCUCCCGGUGCCCAGCGAGGCCAAGGCCAUGAGGGUCAUUACUGAAGCCAAGAAGUAUGGACUUGUUGGUGUUGCUCAAACAGUGUGCGCAAUAAAGAGCGCCUUCCACCUGUCAGGCAAUCGCAUCGGGUCGGCCCUGGCCUGGGCAGUGCGCGGGGGCAGCGCGCGCGCGGCGCGGCGGGCGGCGCAGCGCGCGCUGCUGCAGUACACGCGCGAGGGCACGCUGCCCGCCGCCGACGCGCUGCUGACCAUCGGGCCGCACAUGCUGCUCGCCGAUCAGCUGGUGUUCUUGGCUAAAUACUGCGAGUUCCACCGACUGUACAAGAACAGGGAUUUCAAGGCAGCAGGAAAGUUGCUGAUCUCAUUGUUGACAUCCAAAAUAACGCCUGACUAUUUCUGGGAAACGCUCCUCUUGGACACGCUGCCGUUACUAGAGUCGGACACAGUGAUCUUCUCCGCGGAGGAGACGUGCGACACCAUGGCCCUGCUGGCCCACAAGGGACGCUCACUCAGUGAGGAGAAGACCGAGCUACUGAGACUCGCACUAGUCAGGAAUCUGGCCCGAGCCUCGCUGGCGCCCAGUGAAGAGUGAUGAAUGGAUGCCAAUGUUAAAAGUUGCAUAAACUAGCCAGUGCUAUGUUUGAUUGGAGCAACCCUAUGGCCCAGUUUUUGGAAUAAAGUCCAAGCUUCCACCACUGUUUUUCAACAUGGAUUUGUGGUUAUGUGGAUGAUGUGGAGUGAGGUUUGUUUGAUCAAUGAAGAAUAUCAAUAUUGAUGCUAGACUAGUAUAUCAUUGUUUUAAUAAUACCUUCUUCCAUGGUCGUUUUGUUCGUCUUUGAUUUUUAAAGUUAUAUUUUUGUAGGACAUCUUCUUUCUGUUUAGUUUAGUUAUAUGGAGAGCAUAGAUGAAAUAUUUCUGUGAAUUUUUUAGUUAUGAUUGGUUGAUGCUUUUUAAACUGAUGAAUGCUUUAAUACCUAAUGUAUCUCAAAAGCCUGGUUUUAUGAAGCUUUCACAAGAUUUUACAGCUGGCUCUGAGUUAAUCACUUGGUUAUGCAAGUAGGUACAGCACAAUUAAAUUGUGCAAAUGUUAGGUACUUAUGUAUGUUGUAAUGGUAGUCUUAUGUAUUUAUAAUCAAACAUUCUAAAUUUAUACUAAAAACAACUGAUAAUUAAAUUUUUAUCCAAAUAUUUUCUUAAAAUCACAGCCUUAAAACAGUAAAUGAGGGAAAAUGAUUUUUUGUAAAUACUAAUAUGAAUGAUGUAUGUGUAAAUAAAGAAAACUUGAAUAGCAUUUAUUUAUAAGGUUCUUGGUUAAGUUUAAA
Messenger RNA from Plutella xylostella (diamondback moth), 2785 nucleotides. RefSeq names its product nuclear pore complex protein Nup75 (gene Nup75). Gene Ontology annotation, cellular component: nuclear pore outer ring. NCBI's taxonomy places the organism in Eukaryota, Metazoa, Arthropoda, Insecta, Lepidoptera, Plutellidae. The record is from RefSeq and is a predicted model, not a curated record. Gene Ontology annotation, molecular function: structural constituent of nuclear pore. Gene Ontology annotation, biological process: positive regulation of DNA-templated transcription; protein import into nucleus; mRNA export from nucleus.